Lotus japonicus is the source of this 684-nucleotide messenger RNA. RefSeq lists its product as uncharacterized. The record is from RefSeq and is a predicted model, not a curated record. Bases 1 to 684 code for a protein of 227 amino acids. Lineage: Eukaryota; Viridiplantae; Streptophyta; Magnoliopsida; Fabales; Fabaceae. The transcript has a single exon.
AUGGGAGAUAAGGUGAAUCUUGAGUACAUUGCUCAUGAAGAUUCAAGGAGGGCAGCAUCCUUGAGAAGGAUAAAGGGCCUACGGAAGAAGUUUGAAGAACUCAUUGUCCCUUCUGGUGGGAUUGAAGAACGCACCGUCCUUUCGGAAUUGGAGCGGAGUAAGAAGAUGUUGAACCUGGAGAGCUUGCUGGAUGAAAUGAUUCUGAAGGCCAGUGAGAAAUUAGCAAAAAUGCAGAGGAUGAACAGGGAGAUAGAGAUGUUCUUGCGCAUGUUUGAAUUUUUGGCUAAUGAAAAUAUCAUUGAAACUAUGAGCACGAAUGAGCUGAAUCAAAUUGCUUCGACAAUUGAUGAGAAGUUUAAGCAAGUAGAUCAAAUGAUCAUUGAACUAAACAACAAUGCUUCAACUUCUCAGAGCCAAGCUCAAGUGGCAGAUCCAACAUUGGUGGCUGCAAAUGGAGCAAUUAUGCAAGGAGAGGAACAAGUUCAAAUGGCAGAUCCAACAUUGGUGGUAGAUGGAGAAAUUAUGCAAGGAGAGGCACAAGCUCAAGUGGCAGAUGGAGCAAGUAUGGAAGCAGAGGCACAGGUGAAUCAUGGCCAAAGUGAUGAAAUGAACAAGAAAGCCACACAAGUUUUUACAUCUUUUCUUAAACAUAUCAAUGGUGGAGACGAUGAUUCUUCAACUUAG